Molecule: messenger RNA, 1053 nt
Organism: Tuber melanosporum (Perigord truffle)
Lineage: Eukaryota; Fungi; Ascomycota; Pezizomycetes; Pezizales; Tuberaceae
Exons: 6
Coding region: 1-1053 (350 amino acids)
Molecular function (GO): fatty acyl-CoA hydrolase activity
Source: RefSeq, a predicted model, not a curated record
AUGUUAUUAUUUUUUUAUCAUAAGUCUUUCAGAGAGUCACCUUUUCCGGAGAGGGAAAUUUUGGAGGUGCAAGUUCGCCUAUCUAUACCGGGCUGUGGGGUUGGAAGGAUCUUAUCAGUGUAUCGUAUGCAUAAAAAACCCUUGAAAACCCCCCAAGAUCGUCUGGGGUACGGGUGCCGGGUCAAAGUGGUCGGAAUUUACCCCCCAUGGGUAAUCUACGAUUAUCAACCCACAACCCGCCGGUACGAUAUGUCGAUCAAACAAGUCCUUUCGAACCCGUUACCACUAUCUCUGCGUCAAUUAGUUUUGGGGCCAGCAGCUAACCGAAAAUUUGCAACCACUCUCCGCUACUACUCGUAUACCCAACCCCCCAUCGCGACCUCAGAAAAUCCCCGUUGGCUCUCAGACACAAAAGACCGCAUCGGUAGACUCUUCUUCCAUGGAGCCACCCCCGAGGAAUCUCGCGAAGCCGGUGAAAUCCUGAGUUUGCUCACAAAGAACUGGAGAGAUGUGGGGCGAUAUGUUAGGGUAAUACUGCUUGUAUGCGCAGCGCGCCAUGUAAAUAACGUUACAUAUACCCGAUGGGCAGAGUCUGCGAGAGUAAACUGGGCGUGGAACUUUGCUAAGCACGUCGAUCCCGUAAACCGAGACUUAUGGGCGGAACUCUGCUCCUCCAGAGGAGUGGGUUUGAUUUUGAAGAGCAUUCAGGUCGACUACAAGCUUCCUAUAGAGUGGCCAGACAAAGUGACAGUCUAUCACAAACUAUCUGAGGUCGGAGACAGCUCGUUUACUCUAGGAGUGAUUAUACUAUCGGAGAAACACCAACGCCUUGCAGCGCGGUGUAUGGAGGAUAUCGUUGUAUACAAUUACAAGCCGAAGGGUAAAUCUCCUCCGGGCAGGGCUCCUUUACCAGAAUUUGUCCGCAUCCAGUUCGAGAGCACACUUCAACUACAGAAGGAGGCGAGGGACGACGCCUUAAGCGGUAUUAGAGAUAUAGAUGCUAGGGUGAACGGCUUGGAAAUGAAAGUUUUGAGUAGGAAGGAGAUGACUUAG